AUGCUCGCAUUACCUUUCUGUGGCCCCAGCAUCCUAGAUAACUUCUACUGUGACAUUCCACAAGUGCUGAGGCUUGUCUGCACAGACACCUCCCUCCUGGAGUUCCUUAUGAUCUCCAACAGUGGGAUGCUGGUCCUCAUCUGGUUCCUCCUCCUUCUGAUCUCUUACACCGUCAUCCUGGUGAUGCUGAGGUCCCACUCUGGGCAGGCGAGGAGGAAGGCAGCUUCCACGUGCACCGCCCACAUCAUUGUCGUGUCUAUGGUCUUCAUUCCCUGUAUCUAUUAUCUAUGCCCGACCCUUCACUACCUUCUCCAUAGACAAGGCUGCAUCCAUCAGCUACAGGGCCUUGAACCCUGUGCUCAACCUCAUCAUCUACACCCUGAGGAACCAGGAGAUGCAGGCAACCAUGGAGAGAUUAGGCAAGUGCCUAGUGAUUUCCAGCAAGGAGUGA
Molecule: messenger RNA, 451 nt
Organism: Rangifer tarandus platyrhynchus (Svalbard reindeer)
Lineage: Eukaryota; Metazoa; Chordata; Mammalia; Artiodactyla; Cervidae
Source: the annotation of a GenBank genome assembly